Zingiber officinale is the source of this 1170-nucleotide messenger RNA. Its product is annotated as F-box/kelch-repeat protein At3g61590-like. NCBI's taxonomy places the organism in Eukaryota, Viridiplantae, Streptophyta, Magnoliopsida, Zingiberales, Zingiberaceae. The transcript has a single exon. The coding region runs from base 1 to 1170 and encodes 389 amino acids. Gene Ontology annotation, molecular function: protein binding. The record is from RefSeq and is a predicted model, not a curated record.
AUGCCUAAAGAUAGUGACGGCGUGGAGGAAGAGGAAGAAGAAGAAGAAGACAAGGGAACAUUGUUGUCGUGUGACGCCAUUCUACCUAAUGAACUCCUGCAGAAGGUGUUCUCCUUGUUGCCCAUCGCCAACAUCAUCAAAUUAGGCAUCGUGUGCAAACGGUGGUACGAGGUGGUUCACUAUUGCCCCCCGUUGUCGUGGCCGAUGAUGGCGCCACAUAAGCCGUUAUUCUUCAGGCCCUGCUUUAACGGCUGCACCUUCUCCGGCCGCGUGUACGACCCUUGCCUCCUCCGGUGGUACAGCUUCGUCUCCGCCCGCUCAGAAAAGAGCAUGCGUCACACGGCCUCCUCCUGCGGCUUGGUCUGCUUAAUGAACUCCAAUGACGGGAACCGCUUAUUUGUCGGCAAUCCCAUCAAGAGAGACUGGAAGCUGCUUCCUCAAGUCCCCGGCGGCUCUGACCCUUACUUCAUCGCCCUCGCCUUGUCGUUCGACAGCCGCACGCGCGGCUACACCGUGGUCGUCGCCAAGUGCCUCCGCACCCGGCUGCCAGGGAAUUCCUGGCAAUGGCACUUAUCCGUCCACAUCUACCAAUCGACGACGAGAUCGUGGGCCACUCCCUUCUCCCAAGACCUCGGCCUCUGGAAAGGCAGCCAGCAGGCCGUCAUAUGCGACGGCGUGCUCUACUACUCAGUGGCGUUCGAUCUUGCCAGGCCGGUGCAACGCCCCCACUUAGUGGCGUUCGAUCUCGCCAAGCCGCCCUCUACCAUUGAAUCUCUGAUUCAGGAAUCGAUUCCUGCGCCAUUCGAUCUUGUCUGUGCUGGAUUGAUCAACCUGUCGAACAAAUUGGUCAUGGUCGGCAGGAUAGACUGGCCGUGCAAGGGAGUGGUGAUUUUGGAACUCGAGGAUAAGACAUGGCGGGAGGUGGCUCAAAUGCCCUUCUCCGUGUACAUGAUGUUAGACAGCAAAAAUUUCACCUGCUGCGGUGCCGGCGACUUCCUCUUCAUGCACUCCUCAGUGUGCCAGGCGCUGCUGACCUUCGACAUGAAGCAGAAGGUGUGGAAAUGGUCGAGCCACUGCCCAUGCCCGUGCGCCUACACUGGGCAAUUGGAAAUCAGGUCCCUAUCCAACUGCUGCUUCUGCUUUGAACCGAGGCUCGACGUCUCCCCUUGA